Messenger RNA from Aspergillus calidoustus, 3255 nucleotides. NCBI's taxonomy places the organism in Eukaryota, Fungi, Ascomycota, Eurotiomycetes, Eurotiales, Aspergillaceae. The record is from the annotation of a GenBank genome assembly.
CUCGUCCUGAUCUUGGCGGAAGUAGUCACGCUGGCUGUGCGAGGGUUAGUUGCUCAUCUCCAACGACUAGUCCAAGGGAUGGCGUUUGCUUUAUCCUACCCGAAGACAGCGAAAAGUGUGCGCAGGGCUAGAGGGUCGGUCUUUUCGCAUUUGUUCUCGCCAGCGGCGUGACUUACAGCCAAGAGUGAAGAGAGCAGAGCCCGGCUCCAUCUCCGCAUAUGUGCACUCCUCGAGCUUGGGCAUGCGGUCUGGGCUCCACAAGUGGCUACCAGGAAUCACUGCAGUUGCCUGCAUACACGGACGUCAGUGGUCACACGCUCUGAUAAGAGAGGGGUACUAGGGUGUCCACGUACGCCAUUCUUGUAUGUGCACUUGGAUCCUGCAAUCAGGCAGCCAACCAUGGGUGUGAAGAGGGGGUUGUUGGGGUCGGGUCGGAUUUGGUAGGCAAUCUGGUCCUGUACACGCUGGUUUCAGUGACUGUUUUCGGGAUGCGAAAUAACCUGGGCUUACUCUGUGUAGUGGCUGCGGUUUGGCUCCGGGAACAAGACGAAGGGCCGCGGUUGAUGCCAGCAUGUACCCGCUCUUCUGGGGCACCAGCCGCUCCCCCGUGUAGGAUGCGAAUUCGUCACUGGAUGCGACUUAGCACUCGGACAAGCCAGCAGAAGAGCCCGUCUGUCAUACUUGAGAAACUCUCCCAUAAUACCUUGCCACACGGGGAGGCGCAUGAUCUUGACAAUCUGGUCUGGGAUCUUGGACAAAAGGGCCUGAAGAAUCUGUUAAGCAGUGCAGUGUUCUGGGGACAAGGGCUAAGUACGUAGACGCGCUGCGAGCCCUCCGGGAAAAAGUCAGGACCGAGUUCGUCGUGUGUCGCCUUGGAGUCGUAGGUUUUGCGACCUUUGAAGAAAGGCUCGACUAGCAAGAGAUCGGUUAGGGGGUUUGCAGAGACUCAAUGGUUCUGCGCGAGCACUCACUGGAGUCCAUGCAUUCUUUCAAGAGCUCGGGAGAGAGAAAGUUGGAAACAAUGACUCCGCCAUCUCUGGCAAUGAUCUCGAAGACCUUGUCUAGAGGCUCCGAAGCAUCGAUUGUGACGAGUGAGGGGGCCAUGGUGGAGGUAACUUGAUGCUGCUGACUCGAGAUGACUGAAGAGGAGAAACAGCGAGCAUAUAACUUUAAGACAACAACACCCCCUCACCUGACAGUACCAGCUGUUGUCUAACCGGCCCGGUGUUUGUAAACUGCAGGUCGUCCCCGUCACCCAUGUGGGACCUGAGAAGGAAUCUUGGAAUCCUUCUACACUCACCCCCCUAUCAAUGCCUCCAGCACGGCCCCUCAGAUUACUCCAACACACUCUCAGCACUCCCGGUUGAAAUACCCGGUCUGGAAUAGGAUUUGAACGAUUACUCCUAGCGUGUCCCCCGCGCUGGAUGAUUAUCUUACUUUACCUCGUAUCUCACUCGCUGGUCUAUGAAGCUAAGCGAUACCAACGCAGCUUUGCUAUAUAACCACACGCACAUGCCGGUUUACCCUUCCACUUUCUAUCAGCAGUCUACAACGGAGAAUCCCACAAUGUCAAGCAGUGACCCUCAAAUGCCGUCAAAGAAAGAGAACCCAAUGUCGAGAACAGACUCGGUGGAGAUUGGGCAGGUGGCUUCGGGCUCCUGGAGCACCGAAGCCCCUUCCAAGUCAAACGGGACUGAUCUGAGUGCCGCCAUAAUGGAAGCUGUCAACCAUCGUCGAUUGAACCCGCGGCAGAUCCAGCUUACUGCCAUCGCCGGAUCAAUUGGAGCUGCUCUCUUCGUGGCCAUUGGAUCUGGGGUAAUGUCCGGACCUCUUUGCCUACUCCUGGCUUUCAUUUUCUGGGCCACGGUUGUCUUUUGCAUUGCACAAUGUCAGACCGAGAUUGUCACCCUGCUACCACUCGAUGGGUCUUUUAUCCGUCUGGCUGGACGCAUGGUUGACCCUGCCCUUGGUGUGGCAGUCGGCUGGAAUCACUUUUUCGCGCAAACCUCCUAUGUCAUCUUUGAGGCCACUGUAAUCAACACACUAGUCGAAUACUGGGGCUAUAACCAGUCACCUGCCAUUCUCAUCUCAAUCUCGCUAGUCCUUUAUCUGGCCAUCAAUGUUUACCGAGCGGAUCUGUUUGGAGAAGCCGAGUUUUGGCUUGCUCUGGGCAAGGUCCUCCUAGCUAUGGGUCUGAUUAUAUUCACAAUCGUGGCUAUGCUCGGUGGAAACCCAAUGAAUGAUCGGUUCGGUUUCCGGUACUGGAAAGAACCUGGAGUUUGGUCAGGAGCGAGUCAUUCUGAACGCCUCAUGUCAUUCGUCAAUGCCGUCAACGUUGCAGGGUUCUGCAUGGGAGGGCCAGAGUAUAUCUCAAUGAUCGCUGGAGAGUCUAGAGAUCCCCGACGAACAGUACCACGAGCCUUUAACACGAUCAUGACUCGUCUCAUUGUCUUCUUUAUCGGUGGUUGUCUCUGUGUGGGGAUCCUGGUCCCAUCCGACGACUCAACUCUUACUAACGGCUCCGACACCUACGCCGGUGCAUCCCCAUACGUCAUCGCGAUGGAACGUCUUCAGAUUCCAGUUCUGCCUUCUAUCGUCAAUGCGGCCCUGAUUACCACGAUUGUCUCCGCUGGCAAUGCUUAUACAUUCAAUGCUUCUCGAAGUCUGCACGCUCUUGCGCUCGACGGCCGGGCACCAGCGUUUCUUCGAAAACUGAACAAGAAGGGUGUGCCGUACAUGGCUGUCAUUGUUGUCAUGACACUCUCCUGUCUAGCUUAUCUCGCACUCGGCUCCAGUAGUGCCCAAGUUCUGGAUUGGAUUCUGAACUUCUGCACCGCGGCUACUAUGUUCAACUGGUCUGUGAUGUCCUUCACGUGGAUCCGGUUCAACGCAGCCCUAAAAGCCCAAGGUAUCGACAAGAAGACCUUUCUUCCAUCAGUCUCGAAAGUUCAACCAUUUGCAGGCUACUGGGCUUUUUUCUGGGCUUUCCUAUUUCUUUGGGUUCAAGGAUACUCUGUUUUCGUGAAAGGCAACUGGAAAGUAUCGACUUUCAUCUUCAACUAUGGCAUUAUCGCUCUCGCCAGUGUUAUCGGCAUUGGUUGGAAGAUUUUCAAGCGCACACCGUUCCAUAAGAGCAAGGAUGUUGACUUAGUGUCGGAUCUGGAAUUUUUCGAAACUUUGACAGAGCAUUACCGGCACGAACGUGAGGCAGCCCCGGUGACGGUAAAGGACAAGAUCAUGGCAAAGAUUUUCUAA